Messenger RNA from Bombus pascuorum, 1756 nucleotides. Its product is annotated as monocarboxylate transporter 12-like. NCBI's taxonomy places the organism in Eukaryota, Metazoa, Arthropoda, Insecta, Hymenoptera, Apidae. Gene Ontology annotation, biological process: monocarboxylic acid transport; transmembrane transport. Bases 58 to 1743 code for a protein of 561 amino acids. The transcript is spliced from 9 exons. Gene Ontology annotation, molecular function: monocarboxylic acid transmembrane transporter activity. The record is from RefSeq and is a predicted model, not a curated record.
ACAUAUGUACUUGAUAUCGCGAGAAACAACGUUCACUAAGUUCAACAAUCGCAGCUCAUGGCACACGCGACUGUCAGCUCCUCCGCUGAGGCAAAUAGGCAAGAUAAAAAAAAUGCAAGUGAAAAUAUCGCCUGUACCUCAAUGGAUUAUUCAGUGUCAUCAGCUACGAAGCAACCCUUACCACCGGACGGAGGAUGGGGCUACAUCGUAGUUCUAGCAUCCUUUUUAAUCCAUGUAAUUGCGGAUGGAGUGACAUAUUCGUUCGGUGUUUUUUAUUUAGAACUUCUGUAUUAUUUCGAGGAGGGAAAAGGUGCAACUGCAUGGAUUGCGUCGAUAUUAGUCGGUGUUACUUUGUGCUCAGGUCCGAUAUCAAGUUUAUUCGUAAAUAAAUUUGGAUGCCGGGCUGUAACUAUAGCUGGUUCGAUAUUGGCCAGUGCAUGUUUAUUGGCGAGUAUGUGGGCCCGAAAUAUUAUAACAUUAUACUUUACGAUCGGCAUUGGAACAGGACUAGGUUUUGGAUUGAUCUAUUUACCUGCGAUUGUCAGCGUGACAUGUUACUUUGAAAAGUAUCGGUCCCUUGCAACGGGAAUCGCAGUAUGCGGUUCUGGUUUAGGCACAUUAAUUUUUGCACCUUGCUUAGAUUACUUUAUAGCGACAUACGGAUGGCGAGGAGCGAUUUUAAUUUGUUCUGGAAUCGUUCUGAACUGCACCGUUCUUGGAGCGCUUUUUAGGCCCCUUAAAACGGAUAAACGGAAAGAGAGAAGUUCUACAGAGAAAUCUUCACGUAAUAUGAAAAAUAAUCCUGAAGAAUAUUCCAAUAAUUUAUCUAACGAGGAACAAAGUAAAAAGAUAUACAGUGUGAGUUUUCGAAAGGAAAAUAAUCGUGCUGGUUUAAAGUCCCUGAGUCAACCUGUUUUGAUCUCAAAUAAUGUGAUACAAGACAGUUUAGAGAAUAUUCAUAAAGAGCACCCUAAUUUAAUGCAAGGAUAUAGCGAAGAAAUCUUUCAUAUUCAUAAGUCCUCUACAAGUUUACCUAAUAAAAUAGAUUAUAUAAAAGCUGGUAAUAAAGAAUUUAAAAUUAGUAUUGACAGAAAGCUCAAUGCCUUUCAAGAAGAUGUAACCAUUUCUCUGUUAAAAGAUCCAGUAUUUAUAUUAUUUACUUUCUCUAAUUUCUGCACCAGUAUUGGAUUUUAUGUACCAUAUAUCUAUGUAUUGCCUCAAGCUGAAGAACGAGGAAUUAAUAAAAAGGAUGCAAGUUAUCUUCUUGCAAUAAUCGGAAUUGCUAAUACAGUUGGUCGUAUAAUCUUAGGAUAUGUUUCAGACAAGCCAUGGGUUAAUCGACUAUUAAUAUAUAAUUUAUGUCUUACUAUAUGUGGCAUUUCUACAACUCUUAGUGCAUUCUGCACAUCUUUUGCCUCAUUCACACUUUAUUCCUCUAUAUUCGGAUUCACGUCUGGCGCUUACGUUGGUCUUACAUCUGUGAUUUUAGUAGAUUUAUUGGGUUUAAAUCGUCUCACAAAUGCUUUUGGACAGCUUUUACUAUUUCAAGGUUUUGCAUCACUUUUAGGACCACCCAUUGCAGGAUGGUUAUACGAUGUACUUCAAUCUUAUGAUCCUGGAUUUUUUACUGCUGGUGGGAUGAUAACUAUUAGUGGAUUAAUUUUAUUUUUUAUACCUACAAUUCAACAAAAAAUUCAUAAAAAUGUAAAUACUCAAAGAACUAAAAAUAUAAUAAAUAAUUAAUUUGUCCAAAAUA